CAUAGUGCGGUGUGCACAAGCCAAACACCUUUCCAAAUGUGCUUACUUCUUUUUGCAUGCUACAAGAUUCUCUCUCCUCGCACUUUCUAGGAUUAUCACCAGACCAUAUUUUAAUUCUAACUUGCAGAUUCUUCUCUGACUUCUAAGUUGAUGCUACUACUUCUUCUAUUUCUCGAUUAUCCAAUUGUAUUUGUAUAGGUACACUUCAUAUCACUCAAAUUCCCAGAUUUAUUGCCUCCAAUUUCACCCCCUUCUUCAGAAAUUUGUCUUUUUUUAGAUUUUGUUCUUGGUUUAUUGAAAUUGAACUGAAUUUGGAUCUGGAUAUUUCUCAUUUUUCCUGUUUAGGUAAAAGUCUGUGUCUUGGUUGCUUUAUAUGAGUGGUCUGUCUGAGAUAGAGAUCUGGGGAUAUGGGGGCGGCAAGCUCUAAAAUAGACGAUGACAAGUCCCUGAAAUUAUGCCGUGAAAGGAAGAAAUUAAUUAGACUAGCUCUUGAUGGGAGGUGUGCUCUAGCAGCUGCUCAUGUUGCUUAUAUUCAUUCAUUGAAGAGUACUGGAACGGCAGUUAGAAAAUUUGUGCAACCAGAUGCUCCAGUGGAAUCUUCUCUGUAUACAUCCACCAGUGCCACUCCAGAACCACUUGCUUUGACUGAUAAGUUACUUUCUAGUUUUUCAUUUCCUUCACCAUCAGUGUCACAACGUGUGGAGACAAAUGAACAUUUGCUUCCAUCUCCUUCACCUCCAUCCAUGGGCCGCUAUCAGGUGCACCAUAUGAAUUUCAGGGGCACCUUCAUUAGAAAGGUUGAAGAAAAGCCUCCACUAGUUGUCACUGGGACGGUCACUUCAUUGACCACACCACACAAUUCCACCCCUCGGUCCAUUGAAAGAACCCAACGAUCUCCGUCAGAAUCUCCAACUCACCAACCUGGAACUCCGUCCCAUCCACCUGAAAAUUCACCUUGGGAUUAUUUUGGGCUUUUCCAUCCUGUUGACAAUCACUUAUCGUCUCAUGACCAUAGAGAUUUAGACCAUAACUUUGCAAACAAUGAUAACUUUAAACACAUUAAACAACAUGAUUCAGUUCCUGAACUGGAAGAUGGCGAGGAGAAAAUAUUUUCUAGUGGAAGCGAAGGAUCUGAUUCAGAUGAAUUUGAUGAUCCUUCUUCUGAUACACUAGUACGAAGUUUUAAAAAUCUUAACCGAGAAGAGAGUAAUGGUGGAACUGGCACCUCUCCUACAGCGCAUACUGCCGGAAGUGUUGAAUCUGAGAACGAACUGUUCGAUGAGGAGAAAGUCAGCUCUCCUAAAUUGUCACCCUUGAAAACAAAAUCUUCAGAAGCUACAGUUACAACUGAAGCUAAGGUGACAACAGUAACAGAUGAUGAUUUUGAGCAAAAGAUUUCCCCAAGAGACCUUCUUUCUAGUAUGAGAGAAGUUGAACUUCUUUUUGCCAAAGCUUCUGAAUCUGGAAAAGAAGUGCCGAGAAUGUUAGAAGCAAACAAGUUGCAUUUUCGUCCCUUAUUUCCCGGGCAAGAGUCUGGUGUGUCAACAACAGCUAGUCUACUCAAGGCUUGUUUUUCCUGUGGAGACGAUCCAAGCCAAGUUCAAGAAGAGCCUACUCAGUCCUCAAUGAAAUACUUAACUUGGCAUCGGACUACUUCAUUCCGCUCGUCUUCCUCCCGGAAUCCUCUUGAUUCAAAUUCAAGAGAGGGUGUUGAGGACCUUACAAGUGAUCUGUUUGAGAAUUCUUACAUGAUUUCUGGUGGUCAUGCUUCUACUUUAGAUAGGCUGUUUGCAUGGGAGAAAAAGCUGUAUGAUGAAGUUAAGGCUAGUCAGACUGUCAGAAGGGAGUUUGACGAGAAAUGUAAGACUUUGAGAGAACAAGAAACUAGGUGCGAAAGUCAAUACAAGAUUGACAAGACUCGUGCUGUCGUGAAGGACUUGCACUCUAGGAUUGGAGUUGCAAUUCAAAGAAUCGAUACAAUAUCAAGAAGAAUCGAAGAACUGCGGGACAAAGAGCUGCAGCCGCAACUUGAGGAAUUGAUUGAAGGAUUACGAAGAAUGUGGGAAGUGAUGUUCGAAUGCCACAAGCUACAGGUGCACAUAAUAACAAGUGCAUUUAGCAACGGCAGUGUGAAACUAUCCCUAGAAUCAGAAUCACGUCGCCACAUCACACAACUUCUUGAAGAAGAAUUGGGCAAACUGUCCUCGAGUUUCACCAAAUGGAACAAUGCUCUCAAGUCCUACAUUCAGGCUAUUGAUGAUUGGCUAAAUAAAUGUGUGAUUAUUCAGGAGAAAACUUCAAAGAAGCGAAGGUGGGGGCUUCCAUUAGAACGGAGAUUGCGGUUUGCAGGCCCACCUAUAUACACUACCUGUGGUGUUUGGCAUGACACACUCAAAGAAUUGUCAGUGACGGAAGUGGAAGAAACAAUAAAGGGAUUAGCAACUGAGAUAUCUCGAUUCGUUCCUCUCCAAGAUGGGAAGAAGACCCGCAAAGAAGCAGAACAAAUGCAUACUCACGAACCCUUCGAGGAGUGGAAUACAAGUUAUGAUCAAUUCCAAUCAAGCUUUGUCAUUUUUCUUAAUGAGCUUUGUAAGUUUGCAGACCGUUCUCUCAACGUGUAUUCAGAGCUUCAGACUAACAUUGAAGAAUCCAAGAGAAACUAUGAGCACAAGAUGUCUCAACCUUAAUUUUAGUUGUUUGACACUUGACAGAGGCCAUACGGUACAGAUUGGUGGUUCCGCUACAGUUUCAGGUAUAUAUAUAAACUUUGAUAAAUGGAAAGGUGGUAAAAUUUAUUGGAUUUUGGCAUAAUGUACAGGGAUGAGGAAUAAAGAUGGAUCAUGGAUCUACUCCUAUCUUCAAGGUUUCUUCACUCUUCCCUGAGUUUAAUAAUAGGACUUGAGUUGGUUAUGUUGUUCAAGCUUCCGUCAGCGGAUGCCAUUGUUGUUGUAAGAAAAUUAGCAGAAUGAAUUUGCUUAGGCUUUUAUACAUGAAAUGCAAUAAGUUAUCAUAGAUAAGUCAUUAAGUUGAAGUAAAUUGCUUUGGAUAUAUUCAAUACAAAUCUGUGUUUGGAUUCGUCUUUGUGACCCGGCUCGGACCGUCGUUGGAAUUUAUAUGGGAGAAAAUGGCGUUUUGUACUA
Messenger RNA from Spinacia oleracea (spinach), 3140 nucleotides. RefSeq names its product protein ROLLING AND ERECT LEAF 2. The transcript has 6 exons. Bases 408 to 2687 code for a protein of 759 amino acids. Lineage: Eukaryota; Viridiplantae; Streptophyta; Magnoliopsida; Caryophyllales; Amaranthaceae. The record is from RefSeq and is a predicted model, not a curated record.